AUGACGUGCAGACUGAGCAAGCGUCCUGUCUUCAAUGAGGUGCACCAGUCGGAAAUCUUAUCGCAUCCUGGUACGUUGUGACAGAAAAAAGAUUUGUCGGUCGCAAUCAAAAUGGUGAAGCAAUAGCAUAACACAUACAGUUUUGCUUAAGGAGGGGCGAUUGCUGCCAUAAGCCAGGGUUUUCCUCAGGUUGACUGACUUUAUCUCUAAAUUUCCAGGAUGGCAGAUAGAAAGGGAAAACCAGCUACUCCACUGAAAACACUUUCCAAAAAAGAUCAAGAAAAGCGAAAGAAAAAGGAAGAAGAGAAAGCAGCUGAGAUUUUUGAAGAAUUUCUGGCAUCCUUUGAGACCAGUGAAAAAGGCAAAGUGAAGACUUUUGUCCAUGGAGGAAUUGUGAAUGCCACUGAAGAGGAAGAUGCCGCAGAUGUCAAGAAAAGUAAGCUGUACCGACCUGCUACAAAGUUUGCUACUGUGUCUCAGCAUGUCUCACCAGCACCGUCUGCUGAAAGCAAAAAAGCUGCAUUUAAAAAAAGAGUAGAUGACAAGAAGAAGAGUAAUCUUGAACUGUUCAAAGAAGAACUUAAGCUAAUACAAGAGGAGCGCGAGGAGAGACAUAAAAGGAAGAAAAGUGACCCUGGUGGAGAAGGAGGAGGGGGAGGGGGAGAUGUGGACUUACCAUUAUCUGGACGAUCAAUGUUGUACGACGACCUGACUGCGCCAGUGACCACCAACCUCUACAUUAACUGCAUCAGCCAAAAGAUGAAUGAGGAGAUGCUCUGCAGGGAGUUUAGUAAAUAUGGUCCCCUGGCCAGUGUUAAAAUUAUGUGGCCGAGAACAGGCGAGGAGCGCGGCAGGCCUUCAAACAGAGCCUUUGUGGCAUUUAUGACAAGGAAGGAUGCAGAGAAGGCCAUGGCUGCUCUUGAUGGUAAAGUGGUUAUGGGCUUUGAAAUGAAACUGGGAUGGGGCAAACCAGCCCGCAUUCCGCCACAGCCUCUUUUCACACCGGUUGGGGUAAGAGCUGCACCACCACCUCCAUCUGGUCUUCCUUUUAAUGCCCAACCGAGGGAUCGCUUUCGCAAUGACUUCACCAAGCCUCUGGGCAUGUCCAAAACUGAGCUUGACAAGACUCUGUCCGAAGCCGUAGUCAAAGUGGUUAUCCCAAGUGAAAGGAAUCUAUUAUUCCGUAUUCACAGAAUGGUAGAGUUUGUGGUGCGUGAAGGUCCUAUGUUUGAAGCCAUCAUAAUGAACAAAGAAAAAAACAAUCCAGAUUAUAGGUUCCUUUUCGAAAACAAAAGUCAAGAUCACGUGUACUAUCGCUGGAAACUCUUUACUAUCCUCCAAGGAGAGACUCCGACCAAGUGGAGAACAACUGAUUUUCGUAUGUUCCGAGGAGGCUCAUUAUGGCGACCGCCCAUUUUAAACAGCUUCCCUGAGAGACCUGAAGAGAGCACAGUGGUAGAGGAUGAAGUUAUCAUAGAAGAGGAGGUGAAAAAAGGACAACUCAGAGCUGAGCACAAACACAGGCUGGAGACGCUUCUAAAAGAGCUCACUCCAAGCAGAGACAACGUUGCCAACGCCAUGCUGUUCUGUCUCGACCGAGCAGAUGCAGCGGAGGAAGUCGUGGGACACAUUGCUGACUCUUUUUCCUUGCUUCAAACACCACUUCAGAUUAAGAUUUCCAGAUUGUAUCUUGUGUCGGAUAUCUUACACAACUCAUCUGCCAAAGUAGCUGGUGCAUCCUAUUAUCGUAAAUAUUUUGAAACAAAGUUACCUCAGAUAUUUGGUGACCUUAAUGCAGCACAUAAAAACAUACAAGCCAGGCUGCAGGCUGAACAGUUUAAGCAAAAGGUCAUGAAUUGUUUUAGAGCAUGGGAAGACUGGGCCAUAUAUCCAGAGCCUUACCUAAUCCACCUUCAAAAUAUCUUCCUGGGCUUCGCCAAAGCAGGGGAGGAGGUAACAGAGACCGCAGAGGAAACAUCCUCUGAGCUUGAUGGUGCGCCAAUGGUCAUAAGACUUCUAGAUGGUUUACCCUUGGACAGAACUCCUGUGGAUGACAUAGAUGGCUGCCCAAUGGGCUGGGACCCUCUGGAUGGUGUCCCUGUUGAUGACAUAGAUGGCGUGCCCCUAAGUGUUGCUGCAGAUGACAUCGAUGGGAUGCCCUUAGAUGAAAGUGCACCUCUACCCAGAAUGCCUUUGUCUAAAUGGGAGAUGACCAGUGCUACUGAGACAUUUUCUCAAGCCAAAACUGAGUCCAAGUGGGGCACUGUAGGGAAGCAGGACGGUGAAGAAGUUAAUAUUAGCUGCAACUCACAGGAUGAAGACGAUGGUUCAGAGAGUGAUAGUAGCGCUGGUUCCUGCAGCUCGCCAAACUACGACAGUGCAGUUUUCCAGAGCUCACUCAGAAGUUUUCAAAUGUCCGAGAGUAAAAGGAAAAAGUUGAGGGAGCUCGAGGUAAAGGUUAUGAAGAUACAAGAUGAGCUGGAAUCUGGCAAAAGGCAGAGGAAGUCAGGCAUGAGCAUACAAGAACAAGUGGAACAUUACAGAAACAAACUGCUGCAGAAGGAGUUUCAAAAAGAUGAAGAAAAGAAUGAGAGAUCAAAGUCCAAAGACAAACCAAAAGAUGACAAGAAAAAUAAAGAAAGAAGCAAAAGAAAUGAAGGGGACAGAAGACGGAGCAGUAAUCCUGAUGACCAAUCUCGAAAAUCAAGGAGCAUCUCUCCUUCAAAGAGGACAAGGUCUCCCAAGUGGUCUAAGCGGUCCCGAUCACCAUCUCCAAACCGGAAGACCAGCAAAUCCAGGUCACGGUCGCCACAUCGUUCACACAAGAAAUCGAAGAAGAGCAAACACUAACUGGACUCUGAACCUUGUCAUCUGUCGUUGUGCUGCGUUGGCCUGCUGGUGUCAGAUACGCAACCUGCAGCACGCUCUAAAAACAGGCAGUCGUCUGUUCUCUUGGUUCGAACGUGAACUAUCCGUGCAAGAUUCAACACCCUUUUCUAUUAUGAAGUUUAAACGCUGUAACUAAUUAUAUAUUUUUGUUUUCAUGUUUGUUUUUAAAUUGAUUUCCAGAAAUGUUACUGCAAGUUUCUGACACUAAAUAAAUCACUUUUGGUGAUAAA
This is a messenger RNA of Melanotaenia boesemani (Boeseman's rainbowfish), 3119 nucleotides long. RefSeq lists its product as uncharacterized. Gene Ontology annotation, cellular component: nucleus. Gene Ontology annotation, biological process: RNA processing. The coding region runs from base 220 to 2850 and encodes 876 amino acids. The transcript has 25 exons. Lineage: Eukaryota; Metazoa; Chordata; Actinopteri; Atheriniformes; Melanotaeniidae. The record is from RefSeq and is a predicted model, not a curated record. Gene Ontology annotation, molecular function: RNA binding.